Molecule: messenger RNA, 1038 nt
Organism: Saxophila tyrrhenica
Lineage: Eukaryota; Fungi; Ascomycota; Dothideomycetes; Mycosphaerellales; Extremaceae
Exons: 1
Coding region: 1-1038 (345 amino acids)
Source: RefSeq, a predicted model, not a curated record
AUGGCAUUCCGAUCUCAAGCAGAACGGUGCUCUCGAAAGGCCGAGAGCUCAUCAAUCCCGGUGAUCACUAUCACUCCUGCCUCACCAACCUUUGGUACCUUGUCAGAGGUCCAGGCGAGGCACAGGGAACCCCACUGCCACCACUUUGAGCCUGUCGAAGGACCGACAGAACGAUUGCUGGUCCCCUUCGAUGAUGGCAAGAACCCCAAUUCCUUGUCGACGCAGGGCCGCCGGGUGAGAGAUGCUAGCCCAGAUGCAGGUAUAGUGGCUAAGCUCAAGCGGGCUUGCUCGUCUCCAUACAACAACCAGGGCCGGAAGGGCAUUCGCUGUGGCUUGAAUAAAAGUAUUACGGGCAUCAUACCAUGGACUGGCCAUAAACGGUCCUCUGAUGUGGUCGUCGAUGAUGUUGCAGAACCGUUCGAUCCUAACUUCGAGGGGACUGGCUGGUGGCCUCAGCCCGGUCAUCUCUAUGGAGCCUACAAUAUACGGCUGAACAUAAGGCAGUUCGACAAAGGCAGCAGCGCGCGGUCAAGAUGUCCCAUUCUGUCAGGCCUACUCAACUCCCGGGUCGACCAGAACAUCGAAGUCGAUCUUGCCGAAAGCUACGAGGAAGUGUACCGCAAGCUAGUGCGGAAAGCUCUACGGAUCGCUAUCACCGACGACCUCUUGAUGCCCGGGGACAUAGCUGGAGACAUAUUUCAUGUAGUAGACGGCAAGAGACAUUUGAUCACGCCAGCGAAUUGGGAGAGCGAGAAAAGAGAGUGGUGCGCUGUGCCUGGAAUUCUGAUGAGGUUCGACUUCUUCAUCCUACCUAAGCAUACCAGGGUAUUGAAGGGAAUGGGCAGGAAAACGGCCGCGUGGUCGAGAAUGUCUAGCAGGAGUAUAUGUGCUGCGGCUCGGAAAAUGGGGAGGACGGUUGGAAAGUGGUGUAAGGGCUUCGACAUGUGCGGUAUGGCCGGGCUGGAUGAAAUGGACGAGCAAGAAAGGAUGGCGCUUCGAGAGCUGUCGUGGCCAUACAUGGGAGAGUUCGGAAGAUGA